CUGUCAGUGUCCUACAGUUAGCCGUAGCCGUUAGCCUGCUAACUGCUAAUGUGCUCAAGCUAACGUUAGCACGUCAGCCUGACAGCAGAGAGACGUUAGCAUCUUGAGGGAACCCAGAGUCCAGGCUGACAAAUAUCCUCCUGUGGCGACCUGCAAAGAAUGAGGAUGUCUUUGAAUGAAGAGGGUUAUGUGGUUCGAAUCAGAGGACUACCAUGGUCCUGCACGCAGGAGGAGGUUGCCAGUUUCUUCUCUGACUGUGACAUUGUUGGGAAAGUAAACGGAGUGUGUUUCACCUACUCUAAAGAAGGCCGUCCCAGUGGAGAGGCAUUUAUUGAGCUGAAAACGUCAGAGGAUUUCAAGAAUGCCCUCGCCAAGGACCGUAAAUACAUGGGACACCGAUACAUAGAGGUGUUCAAGUCAAACCGUAGUGAGAUGGACUGGGUGCUGAAACGUAGCGGUCCUGCUGACUAUGACAGUUGCAGCGGCUGCAUGCUGCGACUUAGAGGCCUUCCCUUUGGCUGCAGCAAGGAGGAGAUUGUUCAGUUCUUCUCAGGGUUGAGAAUCGUGCCAAAUGGGAUUACUCUGCCAGUGGACUACCAGGGGAGGAGCACAGGGGAAGCCUUCGUGCAGUUUGCCUCAAAGGAGAUAGCAGAAAAGGCUCUGGGGAAACACAAGGAAAGAAUAGGGCACAGGUACAUAGAGAUUUUUAAGAGUAGUCGCAAUGAGAUCCGAGCCUACUAUGAGCUGCCCCGACGGGGAAUGGGUGGUCAGAGACCAGGGCCCUACGAUAGACCCAUGAUGGGGGGUGCCAGAGGAGGGUUUUUUGGGCCCGGGCCUGGCCGCGGAGGGGCUCUGAUGGACACCAUGAGGAGCGGAGGGGGCUAUGGAGGAGGUUACGGUGGCUUUGACAGCUACAACGGCUUCAACAACUACUGUUUUGGCAAUGGCAUGUUUGAUGAGCGAGUGAGAGGAGAGAGGGGAGGAAGAGGGAUGGGAGGACAUGGUUACGGUGGUCAAAGUGAUGUUUGUUCAGGCUUCCACAGUGGCCAUUUUGUCCAUAUGAGGGGUUUACCUUUCCGUGCCACAGAGGGAGAUGUCGCUAAAUUCUUCUCUCCUUUGAAUCCACUGAGGGUCCACAUUGAUGUGGCUCCAAACGGCAAGUCGACUGGAGAGGCAGAUGUGGAGUUUCGCUCCCAUGAAGACGCUGUGGCAGCCAUGUCCAAAGACAAGAACCACAUGCAGCAUCGCUACAUUGAGCUGUUUCUGAACUCAACAGCCAGUGGAGCCGCUGAGAUGAGUCGUGGCGGCAGUGGUUACUACGGUAACUCUGGAGGGGGCGGAGGCUCACGGAGCAGUGGGCUGCGAGGUUCAUACUGAUGAUGUCAUCCCACUUUUCCAAUCCAUCCUGACCGUUUGUCUCGAGUCUCUUCAGGCCACAUUCACUCGAUUACUUUUUCUAAGCAGGAGAGCUGAUCUGAGGUCAGUCGUUUUUAUCGUGAAGUUGUACUAAAACUUCACCUCUGAUACUAAAAUAGACCAAAUACGACCUGAACAAGCACUAUUAUUAUUAUUAUUAUUAUUAUUAUUAUUAUUACACCAUUCCUAAAAGCAUUUGAAGAACAAAACAGCUCAUCAACAUGAAGAUGUCGGAGCUGUUGUGGGUGCUGAACAUGGUUAAAGGGUCAUAUAGGAGACUUCUUGUUUGUCAUAUUUUUAAAAGGGUUGGUUAUUGUAAUAUAGGUUUUUACGACUCACAUGAAAAGUAAAUUUUUCUCAACUGAUCUGAUUAAGAGAAAUCAAGCACCUUUUUUUCAGAGUUUGAAUGGUAUUGAGAGGGCAGUAACUGAAUGUGUUGCGGUUUUUCGUGACUAUUGGAAUGCACUUUAAUCGUCUCAGCUCACAUCUCACUGUUGGCAGGAGACGUUCAUUAGUGCAGAGGAGACAUAUUAACAGCUGUUGGAUCUGAUACAGGAAGGAAUCAUUUUGUGCCACUGCUCUGUCGAGGCCGAGCAUGGUCAUUGCAGCACUGAGAAGCAACGUCAAAACGUUACAAGAUUAGAAUUUUUAAAAAAUUAAAAAUCUUAGUUAAUUCUGGUUUAAAUUUGUUGUCAGCAUAACAUUUAAGCAUACUGUAAUUUACUGAUUCAAACAGAUCAGCUUUUCUGCUUUGAAGGUUUGAUAAAUGUGAGCCAGUGUGUUUUUUUUAUGAAUGUUUUCACAGUUCAUUACAGAAUUUAAAACUAAGUUGAAUAUUAUAUUCCACUCUCAAAGAGUGGAAGUAAAAUAAAGUCUCUAUAUUUGAGCUGUAAGAUAGCUUAUGUAGCUGUUGUACAUUUUGCCUAAUAAAUUUUAUAUUUAAUUCUC
This is a messenger RNA of Epinephelus lanceolatus (giant grouper), 2364 nucleotides long. RefSeq names its product heterogeneous nuclear ribonucleoprotein H3 (2H9) (gene hnrnph3). NCBI's taxonomy places the organism in Eukaryota, Metazoa, Chordata, Actinopteri, Perciformes, Serranidae. Gene Ontology annotation, molecular function: RNA binding. The record is from RefSeq and is a predicted model, not a curated record.